CUUUUCGUUUUUGAGAUGGCCGUUUCGACGAGCAGCGCUGCUCAGCUGGCAGAUUGGCUCCAGAACACUGUGCACUACCAGCCACCCGCCGCCGCCGCACAUCCUCGGAGCACCCACGGUACAGCCAGUAGUGCCAGUGCACGCCCUGCCCCGCUGCAGCCGGACGCAGUCGAGUGGCUCUUUGGGACGAGCUCGCAAACCGACGCCUUCCUCAAGUGGCUCGUCCAAACCGUGCGCCCUGCGUCCGUCCUCUCGCCAGAAGACGCACUCGUAUCGCGGCAGCUCUUGGCGAACGGAUCGAGAUUUCUAACUGGGCAAGCGCUGGAACAAGCACUUGCAGCGUUGCAAAACGAUGAAGACUGCGAGGACUCGGUCGAAAAGCUCGAGAGCGAUAUUGCCGCGCUGACUGUCGAACUUGCGCAAUGUAAACAGCAAGUUAGCAUUGCAUCUACGCAACGAGACAAACUCAGUCAACUGAGCAACCAGCUCUCAAGUCGCGCCUCGCACCUUCGGCAACUGGAAGUAGCGGAAGCAGCAGUGCUUACCGCCGACAUGAAGAACUGCGAAAAGCUGAAUGCCAAUAUGAAUGCCGUCUUCAAUGACGUCUCCCAGGCCAUUCAUAAGGCGGUUGAGGCAACGAGUUCCAGCAGCAGUGAGAUUGGGACAACCCUGUCGUCAAUGGAUUGCACCGAGUAUAACGACUUUGAGCUCAAGUAUUCAUCUGCCAUCAAGCAAUAUCAUAGCCAGCGUUUCUUCAAUGGGGUUACGGAACACUUGUGCGCGACUCCUGCCUCACGGCACGAACUCUUGGACCGAAUGCCGCCGGAAGCAUUGCUCUUGAGUCCGGACAAACCCGAAAUGAGCCAUCACCAACAAUCCGAGACCGAGCGGUUGGAGCAUGCAAUUCAAGAAGCAAUUGUGGCCCAUAUUCAAGAGCUCAGCAAUUUAGACGCCAGUGCUGCAAACGCCCAACAACUCCAGCGAGCUCUGCAUGCUCUCAGUAGUCAGGCGUCGUUGUCAGCGGACGCAACCAAUGCCAGACAACAACUUGAGGACAAGCGGCAUCGUGCUGAACAGGCUGAUGUGCUCGCGCGAACUUUGCUCAACGAAGCGCAAGCCAUGGCCGCGCCUCUCGCGCAAAAGCAUACACUCCCUCUUCUGCUGACAGAUUGUCGAUUCAAGCUCUCGCGCCAGCAUUAUCUCGCAACGAAUCUCGACACGAUUUCCAAACUACUCCUGGCGCAACAAGCUCGGCGCGAAUUCUUACGCCUGAGUCUUGAGCUGGAUGAAGGAACUCGCAUUCACGAGCAAGGUCUCGUGCGUUCCCUUGUCGCAUCGACCGAACUUGCGUCUUCUCAAUUCCGGCAGCGCAUGACUUUGCUGAGCGAUCCACUCCUGUCCAACAUUGCAGCCAACAAAAAGACAAUCGAUGAAAGCGACCCGACGCUCCUGCGCCUUCACGGCGUGUUGAGUCGAGCCACGGCUGGAUGGCGGUAUGCAUCCCUUGACAGCACUCAGGCUGAUGUUGCCUCUUACGCCCAGCUGGUGCAAUACGGUCGCCAUUUGCAAGAGAGCACGCAAUCCACCCUUCGUCGACUGGAUGCCAGACAUGCGCAGCGACAGCAGCAUGUUGAUGCCGUAACAACGCAAAUCGGCCAGCUCGAAAAGGUGCUUUACCAAGAUGCCGCGACGCACGAAAUCCGCCUUACCUCAAAAGACUUGCAGUCAACCAUCGAAGAGUUGCUGCAUUCGCUCGACCAGUUGGCCAAGGGCAUGGACGAAGUCAUUCAGCGACGCGAAAAAUACCGACAGGCACUCCUGGACGACCCUCUGCUGGACGCCCAACGAUCCCUGUUUGUCCACUUUUUGCUCGAACCCGAGCAACUGUUGGCCAACAUUAAUCAACUGCAACAACGGUUGGCCAGCUAUCAAGCUCGAAGCUAGCUGUGUUUGGUUUAAACUCAUAUAAUUCAAACAUUUCGGUGGUCAUCCUUCCUCGUCUGUUGCCGAGUCUGCUAGUUGAAGAAACCAUAAUUAAUGACUAUAAUACAAGCGAAACAAAAGAG
Messenger RNA from Capsaspora owczarzaki ATCC 30864, 2066 nucleotides. RefSeq lists its product as hypothetical. Gene Ontology annotation, biological process: centrosome cycle; spindle assembly. The transcript has 17 exons. Gene Ontology annotation, cellular component: mitotic spindle; HAUS complex; centrosome. The coding region runs from base 16 to 1944 and encodes 642 amino acids. Lineage: Eukaryota; Filasterea; Ministeriida; Capsasporidae. The record is from RefSeq and is a predicted model, not a curated record.